This is a messenger RNA of Exophiala xenobiotica, 2353 nucleotides long. RefSeq lists its product as uncharacterized. Gene Ontology annotation, biological process: autophagy; peptidyl-serine phosphorylation. The record is from RefSeq and is a predicted model, not a curated record. Gene Ontology annotation, molecular function: protein serine/threonine kinase activity; ATP binding. The transcript has 2 exons. Gene Ontology annotation, cellular component: cytoplasm. Lineage: Eukaryota; Fungi; Ascomycota; Eurotiomycetes; Chaetothyriales; Herpotrichiellaceae. The coding region runs from base 348 to 1583 and encodes 411 amino acids.
UCUACAGAACCUCUUCCAUAUCACAACCAACAUCAAUACCAACCACCAAACCCUCUCUCCACGGACUUCAGCCUCAUAUAUCUCACAUCUCUCUAUCCUAUUUACUACUUGUAUUCGCUUUCGAGUCCUUCCUUUGCUCACCAACCUCCCAACAACUACUCGAACAUCCGUCUGGACAUUAUAUCCCGAAGGACCAGGCCACUUUUUUCCUAUUCCUGUCUUCACAACCACAGUCUCCGGGAGUGCUUUCUUGGACCCAUGUUUUGAGCCAGUUGUUGUCUUUUUCGGUCUUAACGACUGCUCCUUUUCCUAGAGCAAGUACUUGGUACUUUUGGGCUCUCCCAAUAAUGCUAUUGACGCCACCACCAUCUCCUCAACUCACGACCUGUCUUGCGCCAGAGGACAGAUUGGGGUGCGUACUAGCCGGACGAUUGGAACUUGUCUCUGUCCUUGGAAUCGGUGCUUAUGGAGUCGUUUACCAGGCCGUCGACAUCCUGACCCAUGUCCCAUUUGCGGUCAAGGCCCUGCCAAAGGUCGGAUUGGAUUCCAGACAACGACGCUUUCAACGACGAGAGAUCGCGCUGCACCACCAAGCCAGCCAACACCCCAAUGUUGUGUCUCUGGUCCGCAUUCUGGACAGCCCGGAUUGCACUUUCGUCGUGAUUGAGUUCUGUCCCGAGGGUGACUUGUUCUCCAAUAUCACCGAGCAAGGCCGGUUCGUGGGCGACGAUCAAUUGGCCAAGCAUGCCUUCUUGCAGAUUUUGGAUGCCGUCCAAUAUUGUCAUUCCAUUGGGAUCUACCAUCGCGAUCUAAAGCCGGAGAACAUCCUGGUUACCAACCAUGGAAGCACUGUCAAGUUGGCCGAUUUUGGACUCGCCACGACGGACUCCAUCACGUCCGACUUCGGAUGCGGUUCGACAUUCUACAUGUCCCCAGAGUGUCAGCAAGCUCCAACCAGGCCAUAUGCUCGUUACGCCGCUGCCCCCAACGAUGUUUGGAGCCUUGGCGUCAUUCUGGUGAACUUGACCUGUGGUCGCAAUCCUUGGAAGAAGGCCUCUCCCGAUGAUUCCACGUUCAGGGCAUUCCUAAAGGAUCCCAAGUUUUUGAGCUCGAUCUUGCCUAUCACUGCCGAGUUGAACAUGAUCUUGCGACGCAUCUUCGAGUGUGACCCACACAAGCGGAUUACCCUCCAGGAGCUCCGGGAGUUGAUCAUCAAUUGCCCCAGGUUGACCAUUAAUUCUUACAACACUCUUCCUCCUUCGCCGCCUCAGUCACCUUACCACUACGUUGAUCCAAUGGACUGCGCCAACAUGGCUCUGCCACCCUCUCCACCAGCAUCUCCGUCUCCUCAACACCCCUUCCAAACUCAUCCCUCCGAAUGGUCUCUGUUCGAACCAACUUCCAAAUCUGGUUCGUCCUGUUCCUCUGUUUCCACGGAUUCCGGUUACGAGUCCGAGGCUCCUUUUGCCGAUGCUCUGCAUCCUCCCGUUUUCAACUUCUAUGGAAAUGUUAUUCCCUUGAACGACACUGAAAAGCCAUACUAUUGUCCACCGAACUUUGUCCCAGCGGUUGCCGCUUUUUGAUCAUUGUGACCUCAAAAUUAUACGUUCGGCAGCAACCUGUUGGUGCUAUUACGAUGUCACGGUAUUACGAUCGAUCGGAGUUUUGUCUUGUUUCUUCUGGAUACCCAGGCGGUCUACGAUAUCUUUCCCACAUGACUGGAUUGGAUUGGAUUUCUGCUGGAAAACCCCCUGGCCUAAGGUUUUUCGCUUGUUGAGAGAUUGUGGAAGCAUUUGUCGGAGUCUUCUUUUAGACAGCGAGUUGUCUUUCAUGUGCGGAGGGGACGUUGUUGUUAGCGUUCGACGACUUGGUAAAAAGAAAAUGUAUGGAGAAAGUGGCGCAAAAGCGGACUUGCUAUGUCUCUCAACCCAAGUGCUGGCGAGAGGUGACAUAGGAAGUGGAGAGGCUUCUGUUGAUUUGGAAUCUGUCGAGCACAGGUAUAUUUUGUACACCUAAAAGAACACUGUUUGGCUUUCCAAGCUGUUCUUCUCGGACCAAGGAUUUUUUGCUCCUCUGGAUGAGACGGUCAUCCAGUCAUCCAAUUCUGGUUCGCGGAUCCUUCGCUGGUAUUCUGUUGUAAACAAUCAAGGAACUUUACACGGAGCAUCAUUUGACGACCGCCGUUAUGGACGUGAUUAGAAGACUUGAUCCUCGCAGACUCUGGCUGUUACUCGCUGGCAGCGAUCUUCGUGCUGCCCUCAAUGUCAACCUUGGUCACGUGAAACCCCUCUCGGCUAGCCUUCCUGAAUAGUUAUCUACCUAGGUACCUGCUCAAGGAAUGAUUUUCGAUCCC